CUCUCUCUCACUCUCUUUCCAUCUCUCUCCCUCUUUCUCUCUUUCCAUCUCUCUCCAUCUCUCUAUUUCUCUGAUUGCCUGAGCCUGUUCUGGCUGAAAGUCGAUCUCAUAACGACAUAGCGGGUGGAGUUGCUAGCAAGAGGAAGAGAGAGAAAGAGAGAGACAUCGGGGAUAGGGCACUGUGAAGAACGGGAGACACGAAGACUGACUCGGGACGGAGUUUGUUGCGGAGUUUAGAGACUUUAACCAUAGACAAGAUGCCCCCCUCACCAAAUAAAUCACCCAUGAAGCAAGCAGUGUUCUCCCAGGCGUCGUCCCUGCCGUGCCCUUCGCGGUGGAUGGUCUUGCUGCAGAGUCACCUGGGUAACCUAUUGAGGCUGAUGAUGGUCCUCAUGGUGCUUCUUACAGCCACACAGAUCCUGGGAGUCGUCUUCCAGUGCAGGAAUGACAAGCUGAUGGAUGUGCAGUUCAGCAUGAUCCAGAGAGCCCUUCCCUUACACUCAGCACACACACGUCCCAGCACAGAGACGCCAGAGGAGCGAGGAGAGAGGAGAGGAGGGAGGAGAGGUCAGAGGUCACAAGAUGCUGAGCCGAGGCAGGAAGUAAGAAAGCACCAAGAAGAACUCUUCUCAUCUUCAAAUCCUUCCUUGCCGAGAGGACUUGAUGAACUUGUCACCAGAAUCCUAAAGUCCAAGACAAAUACACGCAGAGUCCAGUUACACGCCAUUGUUCAGAGUUUGGAUUUGGCCAAUGAGUUGGGUAGUCCUAACAGCCCUGCCCAGUCACGCCCCCCUAGUCUCCAUAGCAAGAGUCAGGAUUCAUUCCCGGGAUUCCCCCAGAAUAUAGCAGAGGUCAGAACAUGUAGGCCAAAGAAGCACAUCUUCUUCCUGAAGACACACAAAACUGCCAGCAGCACCAUUCUCAACAUUCUGUAUCGGUAUGGCGACAGCCAGAAUCUGACCUUUGCCCUUCCGUAUAACAUGCACAGCCAACUGUUCUACCCUAACCUGUUUGCGUCCUACUUCGUGGAGGGUGAGCAGAGCAGGAGUAAGAAGAAGUUCCACAUCAUGUGUAACCACCUGAGGUUGAAUAUACCAGAGGUGAGGAAGGUUAUGCCUGAAGACUCAUUCUACUUCUCUAUACUGAGGAAUCCUGUCGACAUGAUGGAGUCAGUCUUCAUGUACUACAAAAGCAGCCCAGCGUUUGUCAAGAGUAAAGAUCUUGAUGACUUCCUGGGCAACGGUUCAAGUCAUUUCAACAUGUCUCUACCCGGCAACCACUAUGCACGCAACCUCCUGUCUUACGACUUUGGUUUUGACAACAACAUCGCUGCAGAUGACCCUGGCUUGGUGAAAAUGGCUUCCAAUGUGAUAACUGCAAUUCAGCAUGAUUUCCAACUCAUUCUUAUAUCCGAGUACUUUGAUGAGUCAAUGAUCCUGCUCAAAUACGCCCUCUGCUGGUCGCUGGAUGAUGUGGUCUCCUUCAGACUUAACAGCCGCAAUCAAGGCUCACGCCGCACUCUCUCGUCACUCACUGCUGACAAGAUCCGAACCUGGAACGCCCUCGACUGGCGUGUUUACCUGCACUUUAACGCCACCUUCUGGAGAAGAGUGGACAUUUUGGUGGGUCGGAAGGAGAUGAAGCGAGAGGUGGCUCAGUUGCAGGAGCGACGCGCCCAGCUGACAAGAACCUGCCUCAAAGAGGGUGGGGCAGUUGACCCUUCACAGGUCAAAGAUACCGAGCUGAAGCCAUUCCAAUAUGGCGCAGCCGUUAUCCAAGGUUACAACUUGAACCCGGGUUUGGACGGCCCUGACAGAACUUUCUGCCAGAAGCUCAUCACUCCAGAACUGAUGUACACGAAGGCUCUGUACACCAAGCAGUUCCCAGAGCUAGCGGCCAAGCACGUACAAGCUGCCAGGAUGGCUGCCUCAAAGCAUCAGGCCAGGAUGAACCAAUCAGGUCCAGGAAAGGCAAAGGAAGCCUAGAGGACAGUCUAGGGUGGGGCCUGGAGUGAGGUCAAUAGGAGGACAGUCUAGGGUGGGGCCUGGAGUGAGGUCAAUAGGAGGACAGUCUAGGGUGGGGCCUGGAGUGAGGUCAAUAGGAGGACAGUCUAGGGUGGGGCCUGGAGUGAGGUCAAUAGGAGGACAGUCUAGGGUGGGGCCUGGAGCGAGGUCAAUAGGAGGACAGUCUAGGGUGGGGUCUGGAGC
This is a messenger RNA of Osmerus eperlanus (European smelt), 2207 nucleotides long. RefSeq names its product galactose-3-O-sulfotransferase 2 (gene gal3st2). Bases 258 to 1985 code for a protein of 575 amino acids. The transcript is spliced from 5 exons. Gene Ontology annotation, biological process: glycolipid biosynthetic process. The record is from RefSeq and is a predicted model, not a curated record. Gene Ontology annotation, cellular component: membrane. Gene Ontology annotation, molecular function: galactosylceramide sulfotransferase activity. Lineage: Eukaryota; Metazoa; Chordata; Actinopteri; Osmeriformes; Osmeridae.